ACAUACAGUAUAUAUAAAAAACAGACUAACAAAAACAGACAUGUGAUGCUUUAAACUAAAGCAUGACAAAAAAAUAGUAACACAAGUUUAAGUCAUUGAAACUCAUAAUAAGCGGCCACCGAGCAACAUCAAACAAGAUGAGGCUUGCCGCUGCAUACGUGCCGAGCUCCCUGCAAACAGAUCAAAGGGCCGCGGACGCCCCGUGGCUCAGCGUGACGACAGAGUCCGCCGCCGCACGCGCCGCAGCUGCGCUCCAUUCACGUCGUAGCAGUCGGAUGUGGGACAGCGCUGCGGAAACGCGGCCCACUACCGCAACGGAACCCGUGUCUGUUUCUGCACACAAAUCAGCAGUUCGGACGAGGAGCGAGCACGGUUCGGCCCUCGCGUUAAAUGCGGAGCCAGACGCCGGUGUGGCGGUGACGGGGAGGCGCCUGCCCUCUCAUUAACCCCCCGUUUCCUCCACGCCUCCUCCGUUUACUCCCACAAACCGGUCAAGUCCAGGCAGCGCCGUUGACUUCACUCAGAAGUUCCUCGUUGGAGCGCGAGCACGAUGUCUGCGCUUCUGCUCAGCUGUUUUGCGCUGCUCGGACUCUCGCGGGCCCAGAUCGGGCUGCCGCCGCCGCCGUCUCUCGGCUUCAGCUCCUCGGUGCGCUCGGCGUGCAAACCCAUCCCCAGCACCAUGUCCCUGUGCCACGGCAUCGGCUACGCGCACAUGCGGGUGCCCAACCUCCUCGGCCACGACUCGCUGCGCGAGGCGCAGCAGCAGUCGGCGGCGUGGCUGCCGCUCGUCUCCAAGCUCUGCCACCGGGACACCAAGAAGUUCCUGUGCUCGCUCUUCGCGCCGGUGUGUCUGCCGGAGCUCAGCGGGCCGCUCAGCCCCUGCGGGGGCCUGUGCGAGGCCGUGCGCGACGGCUGCGUGCCCGUCAUGAGCGCGUUCGGGUUCCCGUGGCCGGAGAUGUUCAACUGCUCCCGGUUCCCGCGCGGGACCGAGCUCUGUAUCCCGGCAACCGGCGAGCAGGAGCAGAGGACGGCGGAGGAGGCGAGGCGGGAGGAGGCGCUCAAAGGCAGUGUUAUCUGCGAAGCCUGUAGCCUGGCCGCCGAAGGAGAGACAGACGUCCGGGAGCACUUCUGCCGCAGCCCAUAUGCGUUUAAGAUGCGCCUGGGCAGCGCGUCCACGGUGGGGACCGACCGGCAGCUGGUGCCCACGGCCCGUAGCCGCAUCCUGAGGUGGGCGGGUGGAGACGCAGACAGGGCAGGAGGUGGAGGUGCGGUGGCGCACAGCGCUCUGUGGCUGCACGAGGGAGGCUCCUGUACGUGCCCUGGGUUGGACUCUGCACAGGCGGCGGAGGAGGCGCAGGUAAAGAAGAGACAAGCGAAGGAGGAGGGAAAGGAAGGGAGCGCGGUCCGAGGCGCUUGGUUCCUGGCUUUGGCUCAGGCGCAGGAGGGGAGGUUGGUGCUGACUCGGCUGAUGAGGUGGACCAGGGGCGACAAGGAGCUGAAGAAGUUCAUCAGAGCACUGCUUAAACAGUCCUGUCCAGAGCUGCAGACAGGCAGAUAUUAACAGCUCCAGCCUGGAAACGCGGAUGCUGUUUGGUUGUUAUGUGUCGCCGACUGUCACAGUAUGAGGUCAAUAGAUGACACUGAGUGGGAAUUGUUUAAUGCAGUGUAAAUGGAUGUGUGCUGUACGAUUAUCCUCUAAAUCUGCAUAGCAACCACAUCCUGAUUAAUUGUUUCUGCUAAAGUGUGACAAAUGAUACAGUCAGUCACUGUCACAGGUUUGAUAAUAUUUUAACCAAGAAGCUUCUUAUCAAUGCUUUUAGAGUUUGUUUAACAAAAUAAAGAAAAUCCUAAAGUGCCGAUAAAGCCUUGUUAUAGUGUACUACCACACCUGGCGUGUAGAGGCCGCUAUGCUUCAAACUGAUGGCUUGUGCGUUUAGUGUUAUUGUGUACGUGUGUAUAUUGAGGACACAAUGGACUGACGUUACUAAACGUUUUCUAUUGAUGGAUAUUUUGGUAAAGUUUUGUUGUAGUUGUAUACCUACAUCACUUUGUAUUUCAUGAUUUGUUUUUUUUUUAAAUAAAUAAUACCCACAGUGUGGUACAUUACAUUUAGACAGGA
This is a messenger RNA of Betta splendens (Siamese fighting fish), 2119 nucleotides long. It is a transcript of the gene sfrp2l, whose product is annotated as secreted frizzled-related protein 2 like. Gene Ontology annotation, molecular function: Wnt-protein binding. Gene Ontology annotation, biological process: canonical Wnt signaling pathway; negative regulation of canonical Wnt signaling pathway; non-canonical Wnt signaling pathway. Bases 551 to 1561 code for a protein of 336 amino acids. Lineage: Eukaryota; Metazoa; Chordata; Actinopteri; Anabantiformes; Osphronemidae. The record is from RefSeq and is a predicted model, not a curated record. The transcript has 3 exons.